AUGGUUUGUUUACAGGAUGAACUCGCAAAUGCACUAGAGAAGGUCAAUCUCGGUGUUGAACCCGCUGUCUGUGACAGAGAUACUCAAAUAGAAGGCGAUGUUGUUGUCAGAGCACGAGGUCUACCAUGGCAAGCGUCAGACUGUCAUGUAGCACAAUUUUUUGCUGGUUUGGAAAUUGCACCAGGUGGCAUAGCGCUCUGCCUCUCAGCCGAAGGUAGACGUAAUGGUGAAGCAUUGGUACGGUUCAAGACUCCAGAAAUGCGAGAAUUAGCACUAAAACGGCAUCGGCACUUUUUGCUGUCGAGGUAUAUCGAAGUGUACAAAGCAACCGCGGAGGAAUUUCUGCAUGUAGCUGCCGGAUCGUCCUCAGAGGCGGUGAAUUUCGUGUCCACGGGUGCAGCAAUGAUCGUACGCAUGCGUGGUUUACCGUAUGAUUGCUCCGAGCAACAAAUUCGCGAUUUUUUUGCUCGGGAGCCGGAUAGUUGUGAAAUGAUGGAAAAUGUGCUGUUCGUUACAAGAAGCGAUGGUCGACCAACCGGUGACGCAUUUGUGCAAUUUGCCGAUGAAGAACAAGGCCAGCGUGCUCUAUCAAAACAUCGUCAAACGAUCGGAAAUCGAUACAUCGAACUGUUUCGCAGUACAAGUGCUGAGGUGCAACAGGUAGUGAAACGUUCCACAGAGCCGUCAGCGGCUAAUGGUACACGUCGUGAUUGCGUACGUCUUCGUGGAUUACCGUAUGAGGCUAGAGUCGAGCAUGUGGUGGAGUUCCUCGGCGAACACGCUCGUUUCAUACAGUUCCAGGGUGUGCAUAUGGUUUUCAAUAGUCAAGGACAUCCAUCCGGUGAAGCAUUUAUCCAGAUGAACAGUGAACAAGCUGCGGCUGGUGCUGCUGCCGCUGCCCAUAACAAGUUUAUGGUGAUCGGAAAGAAACAGAGGUAUAUUGAGGUCUUCCAAUGCUCUCCCGAUGAUAUGCAUUUGGUAAUGGCACCUACAGCUCCAGCGCCGGUGCCACCACCUCCACAGCUUAUGCUGCCACAGAGACCAGCUUUUGUGCCAACUCUUGUUCCAAUGUCGGCGCCAAUGUUUUGGCCAUAUCCAUCGCCUCCAGUAUCGCCUAAUAUGGUCAUACCUGGGCAGGUGAAUCAGCUGGUGGUCUAUGGCAUCGGCCCGAAUGUUGGCCUACCGGACAUCAUCGCCCAUUUCCAAACACCCGAUGUGGUCGUGGAGAAUGUGAUGUUUACACGCGUUGCUCAGGAAAAAAUGCAACCCAAACCUCUAAACAUAUCUAGAAAAGCGUGA
Cylicocyclus nassatus is the source of this 1299-nucleotide messenger RNA. The record is from the annotation of a GenBank genome assembly. NCBI's taxonomy places the organism in Eukaryota, Metazoa, Nematoda, Chromadorea, Rhabditida, Strongylidae.